AUGGCAAGCCAUGGCGUAGCUCGCACCACUCGGACACGUACCGAAGAACAGAGGCUGCAAGACCUCGAAAAGAUCAAGAAAUACCGCGAUCUCGAGACCCAGAUACGCACCCAAGUAGCGUCGGGAACCUACACCCUGGAUCUCUUCGAGCUUACUACCAAGCUCCUCCGUCACAACCCCGAAUACUACACCAUAUGGAAUGUUCGGCGCCGCUGUCUGAUAUCUUGUCUAUUAUCCGGGACAGCAGACCAGACGACAUCAGACGCUCAGGAUGAGACAUCAAAUACCAAAAACCAAGAUUCUGACAGCCAAGUGUUGCAGUCUGAAAUCGCCUUCACCAUGCCGCUGCUAUUGGAGUUUCCGAAAUGCUACUGGAUCUGGAACUUUCGACAAUGGCUUCUGUCACAGGCCAUUCAACGACUGCCUCUCCCGGUCGCACGCAAGAUUUGGGAGACAGAGCUCGGUCUGGUAUCCAAGAUGCUGAAUAGGGACCAGCGCAACUAUCAUGCCUGGGGUUAUAGGAGACUUGUGGUGGCUCAGCUGGAGAGCUCCAAGCUGGAUGGCAAGAGCAUGGCUGAGGAUGAGUUUGCGUACACAACCAAGAUGAUCCGACAGAGCUUGUCCAACUUUUCCGCGUGGCAUAACCGAAGCCAGCUCAUUCCAAAGGUCCUGGACCAACGAGGCGCGGAUGACAAGGCCCGAGCCGCUUUUCUUAGCGAGGAACUAGAUCUCGUGCGAGAUGCUCUGAAUGUUGGCCCUGAGGACCAAAGCCUAUGGUAUUAUCACCAAUACCUGGUGUCCCAAAUCGUGGGGGAUGGAAAUAGGCAGAGCAUCACGCCGGCUUUGACUGUUGACGAAAAGAUUACCUACCUGAAGCAUGAAAUCGAUGAAAUUAAGGACCUGUUAGAGGACUACGCCGACAUCAAAUGGAUCUACGAGGCUCUCUCAGAAUACACAGUAGCAUUGGAGAGGUUACAACGCACUGACAGCAAUAGCGCUGAGGCUGGCGACUUGCAGGUCUGGCUCUCGAAGUUGCGGACUCUAGAUCCGAUGCGCACGGGCCGAUGGAACGAUGUCGAACAACUGGCAACAUGA
Messenger RNA from Trichoderma virens Gv29-8, 1095 nucleotides. RefSeq lists its product as uncharacterized. The transcript is spliced from 2 exons. Gene Ontology annotation, molecular function: Rab geranylgeranyltransferase activity. The record is from RefSeq and is a predicted model, not a curated record. Gene Ontology annotation, cellular component: cytoplasm; Rab-protein geranylgeranyltransferase complex. Bases 1 to 1095 code for a protein of 364 amino acids. Gene Ontology annotation, biological process: protein geranylgeranylation. Lineage: Eukaryota; Fungi; Ascomycota; Sordariomycetes; Hypocreales; Hypocreaceae.